GAAAAUUGCUAUUAACAAGAUUCUGCUAACCUUAAACGGAAAAAAGGAACAGAAUGAAUAUCGGACACAGUGAAUUUCCCGUUCAAUGAUUUUUGGAAAUCAUCAGACAAUCUCAGAAGAUCGUUCGGCAAUUGUACGGAAUACAUGACCGGAAACACGUGCGUUUUGAUGGUCGUGUGAACACUUGACGUUUAGAAAAAUAGGAAGCCACCGCAAAAGUUACAUAAAAGUUCUUAUCGUGCUGUUAAAACACCGUUAAAAUGCCGAGCAGAUUCACCGAGGUGAAACUAGGUCCUCCGAUUGAAGUAUUUGCCCUUCAGAAGGUCUUCCAGAGCGAUCCCCAUGAGAACAAGGUCAAUUUGACCGUAGGCGCAUAUCGCACUCAUGAGGGUAAAAAUUGGGUUCUACCGGUAGUCCGUCAAGUUGAACAAGCGCUGGCUACGGAUGAAACUCAAACACAUGAAUAUUUGCCAGUAUUGGGAUUAGAUUCAUUUAGUCAGGCAGCUACUAAGAUUCUUCUGGGAGCUGAUGCAGCACCUAUCUUAGAAGGCCGAGCAUUCGGAGUUCAAUCUCUUUCUGGAACUGGUGCGCUGCGUGUGGCUGCUGAAUUCCUUGCUCGUAUUCUUCACUUGGAUACGUUUUACUGCAGCAAACCAACCUGGGAAAACCACAAGUUGGUUUUUACUAAUGGAGGUUUCAAAAAUAUACGUGAAUAUCGUUAUUGGGAUCCUGAAACCCGAGGACUGGACAUCGAGGGCAUGUUGGCCGACUUGAGAGAAGCACCAGAGAAUGCUGUUAUAAUUUUACAUGCUUGUGCUCAUAAUCCAACAGGCUGUGAUCCAACUACUGAAGAAUGGUCUAGGAUUGCAGAUGUUAUCGAGGAAAAAAAUCUAUUUCCAGUGUUUGAUUGUGCCUAUCAAGGUUUUGCUAGUGGUGAUUUGGAGCGUGAUGCACAGGCAGUUCAGCUCUUUGUAGCUCGCGGCAUCGAAAUGAUCUGCACGCAAAGUUUUGCCAAAAAUUUUGGCUUGUAUAACGAGAGAGUCGGCAAUUUGGUUGUCGUUAUGUCCAAUAGCAAGGAUAUUGUGCAAGUUAAAUCGCAACUUACUCUGAUUGUGCGAGGAAUGUACAGCAAUCCACCAAACCAUGGCGCACGUAUCGUUGCAACGGUCUUAAAUAAUCCAGAUCUGUUUGAGCAAUGGAAGGAUCAUAUUCGCACGAUGUCUGGAAGAAUAAAACAGAUGCGAGAGGGACUCUAUGAUAGAUUGCAAAGACUGGGAACUCCUGGGUCUUGGGAACACAUCAAAAAGCAAAUUGGCAUGUUUUCGUACACCGGAUUAAACGAACGUCAAGUUGAGCACAUUAUGGACCACCAUCAUAUUUAUCUAUUGCGCAGCGGUCGAAUCAACAUGUGUGGUUUAAAUGAAAAGAAUUUGGAUUAUGUGGCAAAAGCCAUCCACGAUACUGUGAUCCAAUUCCCAAACGCAUGAUGGAAAUGACCUCUCUCUGAACAUCAAAACUCAGAGUCGCACGAUGUAGGAAAAGGUAUUGAACGAGUUAUAGAGAAUAUGCGUGAAAUAGGUCAGUCACAAAUUUUAAGAAUCAAUUCAUAAUUGGACAUUUUUUUCGGAGCAUCCACGUUUUACAGCAAAACUUGACAUGAAGUUAUUCAACUUUUGAAUUACUGCUCAUUGUCGAUGCGUGAAUCAUCCGGGUAGUUAAUUCGAGGACAUAAAAACGUCCGAAAAAUAGUACAAAGAAUCAAAGUAAUCGGAAUUUAUUUGCAACGAAAUUUAGUAACGAUUUGACACUUUACUAAAAGAAAAGCAAAUCUAAUAAUGCCAAAAUUAUCUCUAUCCAAUUCUAUUUCCAGUUGAAAAAAAAGGGAACUAAGCGUCAACUUUUAGACCUUGAUUGCAUUUCUUCUUUGUAGAAAAAGAAACUAGUUUAAAUUCAAAAAUAAUAGUAACAAAUCAUUUCUGUAUUAAUUCUGCAUUUAGCGAUUCCUACUACACCCUUAAUUAAUCAAUAACGGCAAGUGAUAUGAAGCUUGAAAUGACACAGUUAGCGGUGAUUGAAAAUACUCUGUAACGUUUGCAAAAACUGAGCACUCUAAAUGGUAGAUGAAUAUGUAAAUAUGUUAUGAAUUAGAGGCGACUCAUAAUAUAUAAUAUAUAAAUAAAAUCCACAGUAAGUAUUUA
Messenger RNA from Athalia rosae (coleseed sawfly), 2198 nucleotides. RefSeq names its product aspartate aminotransferase, cytoplasmic (gene Got1). The record is from RefSeq and is a predicted model, not a curated record. Gene Ontology annotation, biological process: L-aspartate biosynthetic process. The transcript is spliced from 8 exons. Gene Ontology annotation, cellular component: cytosol. NCBI's taxonomy places the organism in Eukaryota, Metazoa, Arthropoda, Insecta, Hymenoptera, Athaliidae. Gene Ontology annotation, molecular function: pyridoxal phosphate binding; L-aspartate:2-oxoglutarate transaminase activity. Bases 261 to 1487 code for a protein of 408 amino acids.